AUGGUUAAAUCAUAUUUACGAUUCGAGCACUCCUCAACUUUUGGCGUCAUAGCUUCAGGCACAGCAAACACUGUCUGGACUGCCGGAGCAACAACUCCCGCACAAACAAAGACCACCAGCGCCGGCCGAGCAGUCGCCCCUGCGAACGAGGAAGUGCUAACAUGGGAUAUCAAAAAAGGCGAACUCCUCUCGCGCUGGCGGGACGGAAAAUGCAAAGCGGAGGUCUCGGCCAUUGCUCAGUCCCAGGCUGAUAAGGAUGUUUUCGCUGUCGGCUAUGCCGACGGGUCGAUCCGGCUGUGGGAUUCGAAGACUUCUGCAGUGGUUAUCUCGUUCAAUGGGCAUCGGUCGGCGGUUUCUACGUUGGCAUUUGAUCACUCGGGGACUAGGCUUGCGAGCGGGUCGAAGGAUGCGCAUGUGAUUGUCUGGGAUCUGAUUUCCGAGGUGGGGCUGUAUAGGCUCAAAGGACACAAAGAUCAGGUCACGAAAGUUGGGUUUUUGAAAGGGCCUGAGGUAGUGGAAGGGGGGAGUGCGGAGGGUUGGCUGGUUAGUACUGGGAAGGAUACGCUGAUCAAGUUGUGGGACCUCACGACGCAGCAUUGUGUAGAGACACAUGUUGCACACCACGGGGAGUGCUGGGCUAUGGCGCUAUCGCCGGAUGAGAGGGGGUGUAUCACCGCUGGGAAUGGCGGGGAGAUGAAGGUUUGGGCUGUCGAUACUGCGGGAUUGACGUCGAGAGUUAAGGGAAAGUCGGAUUGCCUGAUUGACCGGGGGACCAUAUACCGGCAGAACAAGGAUAAGGCCAUUUCUAUUACUUUCCACCCAAAUUCGAACUUUGUGGCAAGUCAUGGCGCGGAUAAAAGUGUUGAGAUAUGGCGGAUACGAACGGAGGAUGAGGUUAAAAAGGCGUUGAAGAGGAAACGGAAGCGGAAGGAAGGGAAGGCGAACAAGAGGGAUAAAGCCGAGAAGACGGAGGAAGAGUGUGAUAAUGUUCCGUAUGCCGAAGUUGCAGAUAUCUUCGUUUCGUAUGUCACCGUGCGGACAGGUGGGAAAGUCAGAUCAGUGGAUUGGACUACCCGGGGUGGUAAGGAUACUGUACAGAUCCUAGUGGCCUGCACAAACAAUACACUAGAGUACUACGAUAUACGAAAACCAGCAAGAAAGGAAGGAAGGAAGGAGCAGGAAGUGCCGGAGUAUAACAAAUUAUACGCUGUAGAGCUUUCGGGACAUAGGACAGACAUCCGCGCACUGUCUCUGAGCUCUGAUGAUCGGAUGCUUGCUUCUGCGUCAAGCGGCUCUCUGAAGAUCUGGAAUGUGAGGACUUCAACUUGUAUAAGAACUUUUGAGUGUGGGUAUGCUCUGUCCUGCUCGUUCCUCCCCGGCGACAAAAUCGUCGUUGUGGGUACAAAAACUGGAGAGAUAGAGCUCUUCGAUGUAGCUUCGUCAGCAAUGAUUGAGAGUAUCAAGGCACAUGAAGCUUCAAUUUGGUCACUUCAAGUCCACCCAGAUGGCAAAAGCCUUGUUACCGGAAGUGCAGAUAAGAACGCCAAAUUCUGGAGCUUUCAGAUUGCGCAAGAAAGUAUCCCCGGAACCAAGCGAACAACACCCCGACUGAAGCUGGUUCAAAGUCGAGCUCUUAAGCUGUCAGACGAUAUCCUGAGCGUCCGCUACAGCCCUAACGGGAAACUCCUUGCGGUAGCCCUCCUCGACAAUACCGUCAGGGUAUUCUAUGUCGAUACCCUCAAACGCCUUCUCAAUCUCUACGGGCACAAGCUCCCGGUAUUAAGCAUGGACAUAUCUUCAGACUCCAAACUUAUCGCCACCUGCUCAGCAGACAAAAACGUCAAGAUAUGGGGCCUAGACUUCGGCGACUGUCACAAGAGUUUCUUUGCCCACCAGGAUAGUGUAAUGCAAGUGGCCUUCGAAAGAAACUCCCACAACUUUCUCUCAGCUGGAAAAGACCGCCUAAUAAAGUACUGGGAUGGCGACAAAUUUGAAAACAUCAUCAAGAUGGACAGCCACUUUGGUGAAAUCUGGGCACUGGCAGUAGGAAAGGUUAGCGAGAUUGUCGUAAGCGCAAGUCACGACAAGAGUAUUCGAGUAUGGGAACAGACAGACGAUGAGAUCUUCCUGGAAGAAGAACGCGAAAAAGAGCUCGAAGAGCUUUACGAAUCAACCCUAACAACCUCCCUCAACCAAGACGAGACCCAGGACGAGAAUGGCCCCGAGGCUACCUCCGCUGGAAAACAAACCAUCGAAACUCUCAUGGCCGGAGAAAAGAUUAUAGAAGCCCUAGACCUCGGAAUGGCCGACAUGACCAUGAUGAAAGAAUACGCAGCUGCCAAAAUCGAGAAACCAAACCUCGCCCCACCGCCUCGAAAUCCAUUGUACAUUGCCCUGGGUGGAAUAAGCGCAGAAAUGCAUCUUCUAAAUACAAUCCAGAAAAUAAAAGCAAGCCAUUUACAAGAUGCGCUAUUAGUCCUCCCAUUCGACAGAGUCGCCCUCUUCUUGAUAUUUUUAGACAUCUUCGCCUCAAAGCAAUGGAACAUCCCACUGACCUGCCGCAUCCUUUUCUUCCUCCUAAAAACGCACCACAAGCAGAUCGUCGCGACAAAGACCAUGCGUGUGCUCCUCAGUAGCGUUCGCAAGAACUUGAGAACCGCACUCAAGAGUCAGAAGGACCAAAUGGGAUUUAAUCUUGCUGCGGUCAGGUUCGUCAAGAAUGGAGUUGAGGCGGCGGGGAAAAGUGAUUUUGUGGACGAGGAGGCUUUUAGGGAGAUGGAGGAGAGGGGGAAGAGGAAAAGAGCAUUUGCUACUUUGGCUUAA
Tuber melanosporum (Perigord truffle) is the source of this 2823-nucleotide messenger RNA. RefSeq lists its product as uncharacterized. Gene Ontology annotation, molecular function: protein binding; snoRNA binding. The transcript is spliced from 6 exons. Gene Ontology annotation, cellular component: Pwp2p-containing subcomplex of 90S preribosome; small-subunit processome. The record is from RefSeq and is a predicted model, not a curated record. Gene Ontology annotation, biological process: maturation of SSU-rRNA. The coding region runs from base 1 to 2823 and encodes 940 amino acids. NCBI's taxonomy places the organism in Eukaryota, Fungi, Ascomycota, Pezizomycetes, Pezizales, Tuberaceae.